AUGGCGGGACUCGUUCGUGGUUAUCGAAACAGUCUGCUCACCUCCCAACACUACGGAAACCUGACGCAAUGUGAUACUAUCGAUGAUGUCAAGAUCCAACUCGGCCCGGCCUAUGGUGACUUUCUAGCCGCUCUCCCCCCAAAUCCCUCCACCUCCGCCCUCGCUGGAAAAACCACAGAGAAACUCGUGGCGGAAUUCCGCUACAUCCAGGCCCAAGCUACUGGCUCCAUUGCAAGGUUCAUGGAAUACCUGACCUACGGCUACAUGAUCGAUAACAUCGCCUUACUCAUCACGGGAACCCUACACGAACGUGAUACACGAGAACUGCUCGAGCGAUGCCACCCGCUCGGCUGGUUCGAAACCAUGCCCGUCCUCUGUGUUGCCACAAACAUCGAAGAACUCUACAACUCCGUCCUCGUCGAAACGCCGCUCGCGCCUUACUUCAAAGGCAGCAUCAGCCACCAGGACCUGGACGAAUUGAAUAUCGAAAUUGUCCGCAACAUGCUGUACAAGAACUAUCUAGAGGACUUUUACAGAUUUGUCAACUCCGAGCCGGGUCUAAAAGGGUCCCCGACUUCUGAGGUCAUGUCGGAGGCUCUCGAGUUCGAAGCGGACCGUCGCGCCAUUAAUAUCACUCUGAACUCCUUCGGGACGGAACUUUCCAAGGCGGAGAGGAAGAAACUCUACCCAGAAUUCGGCAAACUAUAUCCUGAAGGCACACUAAUGCUGUCACGGGCUGAUGAUGUCGAAGGGGUUGCACUAGCUGUCAGUGGGGUUGGAGAUUACAAGGCCUUCUUUGACGCCGUGGGGCUUAGCCAGGGCGGAGCUGGAGGGGCCGGAGGGGCCGGUGGCAUUGGCGGUGCGGGGUUGGGAAAUAUGGCUGGUGGAGGUAGCAGUGACGGGAGGAGUUUGGAGGAUAUGUUCUAUCAGAAGGAGAUGGAAAUUUCGAAGCUUACUUUUACCCGGCAAUUUACGCCGGCUAUCAUAUAUGCAUGGGUUAAACUGAGGGAGCAGGAAAUUCGAAAUAUCACCUGGAUUGCAGAGUGCAUUGCUCAAAAUCAAAAGGAGCGGAUAGGGAAUUAUAUUAGCGUUUUUUGA
Messenger RNA from Histoplasma capsulatum G186AR, 1098 nucleotides. RefSeq names its product vacuolar ATP synthase subunit D. The record is from RefSeq and is a predicted model, not a curated record. NCBI's taxonomy places the organism in Eukaryota, Fungi, Ascomycota, Eurotiomycetes, Onygenales, Ajellomycetaceae. Gene Ontology annotation, molecular function: proton-transporting ATPase activity, rotational mechanism. Gene Ontology annotation, biological process: vacuolar transport; proton transmembrane transport; vacuolar acidification. Bases 1 to 1098 code for a protein of 365 amino acids. Gene Ontology annotation, cellular component: vacuolar proton-transporting V-type ATPase complex; proton-transporting V-type ATPase, V0 domain; fungal-type vacuole membrane. The transcript is spliced from 4 exons.